Messenger RNA from Colletotrichum acutatum, 804 nucleotides. RefSeq lists its product as uncharacterized. Lineage: Eukaryota; Fungi; Ascomycota; Sordariomycetes; Glomerellales; Glomerellaceae. The transcript has 2 exons. The record is from RefSeq and is a predicted model, not a curated record. Bases 1 to 804 code for a protein of 267 amino acids.
AUGUACUCAACACGUGAGGAUAUCAAGGCUGCUGUUGAUGCGUAUCGCGCACACAUAGCUGGACGUAAUCGCCGAGCCCUUGCAGUGUAUGUGCAACUCGCCACGCAGGGUGAGCUCGACCCGGAAGACUGGGGAGAUGAAGCCGAAGACAUGAGGGUAGACUGUUUUGGGAGCGUACUGGGUCGGAAUGAUGCCCGGACCUUAAUAUCGAGUCCAGAGGAUAUGCUUACCAAGUUCGAUGAACUCGCACCGCUUUGCGAUCUUGACGGCUGUGGAGGACCUAUUCCGACCAGCCAUGACCGAGAGUUGUAUUUCUCCCGUCUAGAGACCGCUUUGAAGGCAAAAUGUCUCGAGGAAGUUCGCGGUAGCAUCACUGCUCCUCCUGAGCUUCGAAUUCUUGCCGAGUACGUGGGUGCGUUGACCGGACCCGGGAUGGGAGAGACCAAGUGGACGUACCAGGCCGUGUUCUGGACCGGGGCGAGCCCUCAAACGGAAUGUCUGAUCGAUGCUACGGUCAAGAGACCCCAGGAGCUUUCAGUUGAUAGUUGUUGGGAUGUCGCUGCGGGAUGGGAAUCUGGGGACGGCGUUGAGAGUUUCUUUUACAUAGUCCACUGCCGAAGAAAUCGGCCCGACGGGGAAGUUGAGCCAUGGGAAUGGCGGUACAUGGCUUACGGCCCGGACGACAGCAAAACCUUUGAUACGAUCCCGGAGUUGCUCGAGUGGUAUAGUCGAUAUCGGGAAGGAGAGGUGCCUAAUAUUGAUGACUUAAGCGUGGACGAUGUACUAGAAGGAAACAUGUACUAG